UGGAAAUCGCAGCAAUUGUCCCCUCCAGCACCCUCACCUCCCCAGAGCUCACCGCCAGGAGCUUGGGAUAUCCGACAGCGAUCGAGCAGCCAUGCUGCAGCCUCAAUUCCGACCCCUCCUUGCGGGGACAGCUUCCUUUGCCCAAACCGUGCUGGGCCGCACCGUCGCCAGAUGCUAUGCCACCAAGGCCGCCACACAAUCAGCAAGCAGCACUAGCACCAGCAACACCAGCAAAGAUGCCAAAGCCAAGAUCGUCACUCCCUACGUCCGGGACGCCGGCAUGAUGAGAACUUACAAGCCGCACACGCCUGGUAUCCGUCACUUGAAGCGCCCGAUCAACGACCAUCUGUGGAAGGGCCGGCCGUAUCUUCCUCUUACCUUUCCCAAGAAGGGUCAAUCUAAGGGUGGCCGUAAUCACAGUGGUCGCGUCACCGUCAGACAUCGCGGUGGUGGUCACAAGCGAAGAAUCCGCAUGGUCGACUUUGAACGAUGGAUCCCCGGUCCGCACACAGUCCUGCGCAUUGAGUACGAUCCCGGUCGCAGCGCGCACAUUGCGCUGGUGAAGGAAGAGGCCACAGGGAGGAAGAGCUAUAUUGUUGCGGCGGAUGGCAUGAGGGCUGGAGACGUUGUGCAGAGCUACCGGUCCGGUCUUCCCCAGGACCUGCUCGAUUCUAUGGGUGGUGUUGUUGAUCCUGGUAUUCUGGCUGCGAGGACAUGCUGGAGAGGCAACUGCUUGCCUGUGUCCAUGAUUCCGGUUGGAACCCAGAUCUAUUGCGUUGGCUCCCGUCCGGAUGGCAAGGCUGUCUUCUGCCGCAGUGCCGGAACAUAUGCAACCAUUAUUUCCAAAGAGGAGGAGACCCGUGAGGAUGGUACAAAGGUUAUGACGGGCAAGUUCGUCAACGUAAGACUGCAGAGCGGAGAAAUCAGAAGGGUCAGCAAGGACGCUUGCGCCACCGUUGGUAUUGCCAGCAACAUUAUGCAUCACUACAGACAAUUGGGCAAGGCCGGUAGAAGCCGUUGGCUCAACAUUAGGCCUACUGUGAGAGGUUUGGCGAUGAACGCAAAUGACCAUCCUCACGGUGGUGGUCGUGGUAAGUCGAAGGGUAAUAGGCACCCUGUUUCUCCUUGGGGUACACCUGCCAAAGGUGGUUACAAGACUCGCAGAAAGUCCAACGUCAACAAGUGGGUGGUUACCCCCCGGGUCCGCAACAUGGGAGUCCGGAGGAACAAGAAGACUACAUGAAGAAAAUAACCCACUGUGUUCAACUUGGGCUAUAUACCCACCAUCUUGUACAAUAUAUAGUAAAACGUAUUCAUUUGUUCGCAGGCCGGCAGUUCGAGGGCUCAGUACAUUA
Messenger RNA from Neurospora hispaniola, 1355 nucleotides. RefSeq names its product 60S ribosomal protein L2, mitochondrial precursor. Gene Ontology annotation, biological process: mitochondrial translation. Gene Ontology annotation, molecular function: RNA binding; structural constituent of ribosome; transferase activity. The transcript is spliced from 3 exons. Bases 92 to 1243 code for a protein of 383 amino acids. Gene Ontology annotation, cellular component: mitochondrial large ribosomal subunit; ribosome. The record is from RefSeq and is a predicted model, not a curated record. NCBI's taxonomy places the organism in Eukaryota, Fungi, Ascomycota, Sordariomycetes, Sordariales, Sordariaceae.